Molecule: messenger RNA, 2839 nt
Organism: Anopheles stephensi (Asian malaria mosquito)
Lineage: Eukaryota; Metazoa; Arthropoda; Insecta; Diptera; Culicidae
Product: solute carrier family 28 member 3-like
Exons: 8
Coding region: 884-2767 (627 amino acids)
Biological process (GO): nucleoside transmembrane transport
Cellular component (GO): membrane
Molecular function (GO): nucleoside:sodium symporter activity
Source: RefSeq, a predicted model, not a curated record
GUUUACAAGUGGUUGCGAUACUAAAUACUGAAAUACCUCCACCAAGGGUGUGAAUGUUCAUUAGGAAAGCUUGCGGGAAACUGUGGGACCUUCGUGGAGUCGCGCGUGCUCGAGUCGAUUGCGGAAACAGGUGGAAAACGAUACCGCGUGAUCGGGUGCCAGCCAUUCGAACGGCCUUUAUUCUUCGUUCACCAGCAUAACAGCUUCAUCAGCAAGGAGACGAACUUUUUCCGAUACAUCACUGUCAACCGGUGAAGAGCGCGUGAUAAUGCAUAGGCGUGUGGUGCCUCCAGCGAUAUGAUGAUGCCGUGCGGUUUAGUCACGUCCCGGACCGAGGCUGAGCGCUGGACGGGGCGCUGCUAUCGAUAUAGUUUUGGGCUCCCACUAAUCAAACAUAUUUGCACGUGAGGCAAUUAGUUCGAUCACGCGGCGAGCUUACGGCCUGGGGCCUCAGCGGAAAAACAAACCCCAGCAUGAAUACAUUAAACCGUUGCACUCCCAAGAACCAGUUCCGAUGAGACUCUGGCCGGAGUAGGAAGGUUCAUUAGGUGGUGCUCGGUCUGGCAGAACUAGAUCGGAAGGUGGUGUAGCGAGAAAAACGAGUUUUUAUUGGCAGUCUAAAGGGUCUUGUGAAGUGGUGAAAGCAGUGCCGAACGGAACGGUCAAACAUUGGCACGCCAUUUCGGGUGAAUGGCGUCGAUUUGAAGCAAAACGGUGGUGACAAAGGACGGGACAUCGAGCUCGGGACGGAAAACCUUUCCACCAUGCGUCUGCUACAUGGCCAGUGAUGAUCGCUGGUAGGGUACAGCUGAGGAUCGUUUAGCACAUCAAGUAUCUCGUGAACCGUAAGAUCAUCUGAAGAGUAUUCCAAGAAACUAGCAGGAUGAGUGGCAUACAGAACGAAGCAUUUCUAACCGAAAUGGAGGACGGUACCACGCUAACGAAACGCAAAUCGAACGGAUUCAUGACAGUGGUUGAGGGAGUACCAUCGAUAUCGUACGGCCACGAUGAGACGCCACCGGUCGACGGUCAGACGCCGGCAGUUGGACGGCAGGGACAAUCAACAGACACACUUUACGACAGACUCGCCGGGGCCAUCGAGCGUCACAGGAAACACAUCGAAUUGGGCGUCUACAUCAUACUGAACGUGGUGGUGAUUGUGUUCUUCGGGUUCGCUACCAAUUACUACCUCGAGUACGAGCAAGAUGAUUGUGGUAUGCAGUGGUGUAAUGGGUACGGUAUGCUGAUCCUUCUCAUUGGAUUCGUCUACUUGGGACUUAUGUACUACUACCUGGUGAAACCUGUGCUGGGGCGUCCCUUUAAAAAGUACCUUGCGGAACCGGCCAUCAGAAUCAUUACUCACAUCACAAAACCCUGGUAUGUUCGUUUAGCCGUCCUCUGCCUGGUGUUGGUCGGGUUCGGACUGUUCGUGUACUUCGAAACGCGCGACCAAACCGAACGGCUCAUAUCACUUUCCGGCAUGGCGUUCCUGCUGGUCAUCUCAUUCUGCGUGUCGAAGCAUCCGACCAAAAUCAACUACCGCCCGGUCGUGCUGGGCGUCACCUUCCAAUUUCUGCUCGGUCUGUUCUGCAUCCGGUGGGAGGUCGGCCGUAGCAUCUUUACCUGCGUUGGCAACAAGGUGGCCACGUUUCUGAACUACGCCAAAGCCGGCGCGUCGUUCGUGUACGGGAGCGUGCUGGUUGGCGAUGGCGAGAACGAGUACGCCAUCUUUGCGUUCGCCGUGCUGUCUGUGAUAUACUUCUUCAGCUUCUUCAUCUCCAUCCUGUACUAUCUCGGUGCGAUGCAGUGGGUCGUGCUGAAGCUGGGCUGGAUACUGCAGUCCAUCCUGGGCACGACCGUGUGCGAGAGUGUGAUCGCAGCGGCCAACAUUUUCCUCGGGAUGAGCGAAUCGCCGUUGCUGAUCCGACCGUACCUGAAAGAUCUGACGCACUCGGAGAUACACUCGAUCAUGACGUCGGGAUACGCGACCGUUUCGGGUACGGUGCUGGCGGCGUACAUUUCGUUUGGGGCCAAUCCCGCCCAUCUGGUUACGGCCAGUGUGAUGGCGGCACCGGGUGCACUGUGCUUCGCGAAGAUGAUCUAUCCCGAGACGGAGGAAAGCAAAACGCGAUCGGAUAAUAUACAGAUGGAGGAAGCAACGGAUUCUUCCAUGCUGGACGCCGCUAGUAAUGGAGCUGGUGCAGCCACCCCGAUUGUGCUCGGAAUCAUCGCUAACCUGAUCGCAUUUGUAUCGUUCGUUGCGUUCCUGAACGGUCUGCUCGCUUGGUUUGGAUGGCGCGUCGGUUGGGAGGACGUUUCGCUGGAAAACAUCUUCGGUGCCGUGUUUCGGCCACUCGCGUUCGUGAUGGGUGUUCCCUGGGAUGAUAGCUACUACGUCGGGAAGGUGAUCGGUAUCAAGAUGAUCGUGAACGAGUUUGUAGCAUUUCAACGGCUCGGAGACUUUAUCGCGGAGCAAGUCAUCUCGCCACGAUCAGCUGCGAUCGCAACGUACGCGGUGUGUGGUUUUGCUAAUCCUAGCUCGAUGGGCAUCAUGAUCGGUACUCUCAGCGCAAUGGUUCCUGACAAACGGAACGUCAUCACGUCGGUAGCGUUCCGAGCGUUUCUGACCGGCUCGAUCGUUUGCUUCAUGACGGCCAGCAUCGGUGGACUGUUGAUGGAUGAUACGAUUUUUAACAAUUUCGGCAAGGUGGGUUCACUCGACGAAGCGAUCGUGCUGAACAGUACGGUGCCAAUACUAACUCAAUAGCAUUUGUUAGGUUAAGCGAUAGUAAGUUCCAAAUAAAGAAACCCGUUUCUGUCGUGUUGUGUCGUGAGUCAA